AUGGCUGAAGAAUCAAUUAUUCAUCCUGGACCAUAUAAUCUUUCACUAUUGAAUAAGCAACAUGUACAUGUUUCUGAAUUUGUUUGGAGUGGGGAAAAUAGACUGUUACGAGCGAGACGUGCACGAGACUCUCGGUCGGACAAGUUGAUAAGCACUGUGCCGAAUCCAAUUAUACCACUCCUCCAAACUGCCGGACUUUACUAUGUUGCUUGUGUUAAGGAUGUAAGCCUAAAUCAUGGGUUGAUAUCUGCUUUGGUCGAGAGAUGGAGACCGGAAACCCACACGUUUCACCUUCCGGUGGGGGAGUGCACCAUAACAUUGCAAGAUGUUGCACUCCAACUUGGGUUGAGGAUUGACGGUCGGUCAGUGACCGGGGUGACAACUCAUGAUGAUUGGAGGGCUCUUGCUUACGAGCUACUUGGAAAGACUCCUAAUGAAAGUGAUAUGAAAGGGAGUCGACUAAAAAUGUCUUGGUUGAAUGAAAAUUUUAGUAAUGUGGGGGAUUUUGUUCAGGAUAUGACAUCCUUGACGCGCUACACACGCGCGUACAUAUUACGUUUGUUUGGGGGUCUUAUGUUUCCUGACAGCUCCGGUUCGCUUGUAUCUUUGAGAUAUUUGCCGUUGCUACGAAACUUUAGCUACAGUUGGGGGUCUGCAGUGUUGGCCCAUUUGUACAAAUCUCUUUGUAGUGCGACAGAUGUUGAGAAAAAGGAACUUACUGGGUGCAAUUUGCUAGUUCAGCUUUGGGCUUAUGACCGAAUUCGUGGAAUCGGUAUGGAAGAGGAUGCCCUUGUAAUUGUUCCGAACCAACCUCUUGGAGCUAGGUGGAAGAAAGAGAUAACUUGUCCAAGUUAUCCACUCCAGUGGUACCGCAGGAAACUGGAUACACUGCGCGAAUCAGAAUUUGUUUGGCAACUAUAUCCAGAGCAUGUCCUCGGUCUUCUCCCUCCUCAGUGUGUCCAGGAUAGAGCUUUGUGGAAAGUUGUGGUGCCUUUACUAAACAUGGAAGUUUAA
Lotus japonicus is the source of this 1014-nucleotide messenger RNA. Its product is annotated as serine/threonine-protein phosphatase 7 long form homolog. Bases 1 to 1014 code for a protein of 337 amino acids. Lineage: Eukaryota; Viridiplantae; Streptophyta; Magnoliopsida; Fabales; Fabaceae. The transcript has 3 exons. The record is from RefSeq and is a predicted model, not a curated record. Gene Ontology annotation, biological process: meristem maintenance; meristem development.